ACGAGAUUUGUGUUUUGCCCCAUUUCAUUUUGAGUAUUUGCAAGGUUUUACUUUUUCAAAAAAUAUACAAUAGAAUCAGGAAUUUACUAUGUGUAAAUAUAACAACAAACACGAUUAAAACAUCACUGUGACGGAGUUUAAAUUUGGUUGUGUACGCAAAAAGUCGUUAAAAACAAACACGAGAUUGUGUUGAAUCGGAAAAGGGACUUAUACGUGGUUGGAAUCUGUUUUACAUGCACUUGGAUUGUUACAGCGUGGCGAGUCCUGAGUUCGAGCCAUCACGGCUCGCCUGCUACGGCCUGGCAUCGUCCGCCGCUAUGGAGCAGUCUACCUUCGGAGAGGUUAACCAGCUGGGCGGAGUGUUUGUGAACGGGCGGCCGUUGCCGAACGCCAUCCGGCUUCGCAUAAUUGAGCUGGCGCAGAUGGGCGUCAGGCCCUGCGACAUCUCCCGCCAGCUUCGCGUGUCACACGGCUGUGUCAGCAAGAUACUUGCCCGUUACAACGAGACGGGCUCCAUACUUCCGGGAGCCAUCGGCGGCUCCAAACCGCGUGUCACCACACCAAACGUUGUGAAGCACAUCAAAAUGUACAAAGAUCGGGACCCGGGAAUCUUUGCUUGGGAGAUCCGGGACAAGCUGUUGGCGGACGGAGUUUGUGACAAGUACAACGUGCCGUCCGUCAGCUCAAUCAGCAGGAUCCUCAGGAACAAGAUCGGCAGCGGUUCCUCCCCGACCAGCCAAAGUCCAACAAUGGACAAGAACAUAGUUGGGCCGCCGCCGCCGCCUGGUCCCCUAUACAACCCGCAGUUCCAGAUGUACCCCUACUCCUGCCCGCCACCCGCCGUGCCCCCUUGUCAGCCGACGGUCGCCGUGCCGCAGAUGCAGGGAAAUUUCCAGCCACUCAACCAUCCGCAGAUGAACAUGAGCAGCAAGCCCCAGAUGUCCAGUUGUGGGGUGACGCCCUGCAUGAUGCGCGCCUGGGCAUCCUCACAUUCCGUCAAUGACAUUCUGGGCUUCCGGGCCCCCUCUCAGCCCAUGUCCCAGCCCGCGCCCAUGCCCGUUCCGUGCGAGUCCAUGAAUAAUCCACAUCAACUCGGACAAAACUAUAACACCAUGAAUUACUAUGGAAUGAAACAGUCCGUUCAACCGAUGUAUUUACAGAGCUGAGGCUAGGCCAAGAUUUAAUCAUUAUUAUUAUGGUGCUUCUUUCACUUUUACACUUCACAAAUGGUGCCUUUAGUAUUUAUUUUGUGUAAGUCGUUUUAGUGAAAUAGAUUGUAAUGGAAUUCCCGUGACGUCAGCGGAUAAUGUAGUGACAAACCAUGGUGUGGAAGUCACGUGCAUCGCUUACCGGAUAUGAUGUCAGAUUCAGGAAAAGGUAAUCUUCGUAACCCAUUUGGACACUAUGACAAUAGUAUUUAUUUUUGUCGAGAGUUUGAGAUCAUGGGCGGUUUAGGAAACCUCAAAUAAGGACGUUUGUUGCAGCCCGUGCUUAAGGGAAUGAACAUUUGUUUGUCAAAAAAACAUACGUGCUAUGUCAGUUGAGACUACUUUAGUAUAAUGUUCCGUAUACAGAAAUCUAUCAAGUAUUUCAGUUAAAAAUAGGAGUAAAAACAAUACCGUUAAAACAGGUACAAAAGAAAGUUUGUAUAAUUGAUCAGCAUCGUUGGCGCUACCAAUGCUAGGGUUCAAUUUCGUGUCCGAUAUUUCCUCUCAUUAAAUGAAAUUUUAAAUAGUCGAAAAAAAAAAAUGAAAAACUUAAGAGUCUGAAUUCGUUGAAACCAUUGCUUUUAAAUGUAGUAAUCUAUUUCUGACUUUUUGAUACGUGAGUUAUGGUUUCAAUUAAUAACAUAAGUAAACAUAGUAAAAUAGAUAUAUUUAACAACAAUAUCCAACAUUAUGCAUCCAUCAUUUAUUUAUUUCAUGUACCUUUUGUAAUUUGUAUUUACUUUUAAAGCUGCACUCUUACAGAUUUACCGUUUUGACAACUUUUAUUUUAUUAUUUUUGUCUUUGAAUGAAUGAGCCAAUUUUUUCGUAAAUAUCUGAAAAUCUGUGAUAUAGGACGAAUGACAAAAAAUCAGAUUGCAGUUUUUCAUAUUUACGUUCGAAAAUUAAUGACUUAUGGCUAAAUGCAUUACUAAGCGCUUGAAGAAAAAUGCAUAAGACAUCAAUUUGUAAUCAUAAGUAUGAAAACCUGCGACCUGAUUUUUGUCAGCAGUCUUAUAUCACGGGUCCCCAUGCCUUUUCGCCAAAAAAAGCUAUUUCGAGAAGAAAAAAUAAAAGAAAGUUGUCAAAACGUUCAAUCUGUGAGAGUGCAGCUUCAUACGGAUAUUUCAUGUUCUGUGUUUAAAACACAAAUUUGUCUCAAUGCUAUUGUCUGGUUUGCAGACACCUGAAUCUAGAUUUUUUUCAAAUGUAAUAGCACUUCGAACAAUAAGUUAAAAAUACUCAUUCUUUCUAUAUGGUUUGUGAUAAAUGGUGACAUUUGUUCACCCGACAGCCGAUUGUAAUUUAGAAUAUCUUCAGUUUAUUUUUUUAAAGUGGCAAGCUUUGAAUGUUUUGUCCUCUUCACCCGAUGGUAAUGGGUUUUACCUGUUUAGUAAAGUGUUAAGGUGUUAUCAUGACAUUUUAAUAACAAAUACUUUAUAACUUUAAUCGUCGUUAUUUCAUAAUUUACCUGUAUGAAUAUUGUACA
Mya arenaria is the source of this 2695-nucleotide messenger RNA. RefSeq names its product paired box protein Pax-1-like. Gene Ontology annotation, biological process: regulation of transcription by RNA polymerase II; anatomical structure development. The coding region runs from base 234 to 1166 and encodes 310 amino acids. Lineage: Eukaryota; Metazoa; Mollusca; Bivalvia; Myida; Myidae. The transcript is spliced from 2 exons. The record is from RefSeq and is a predicted model, not a curated record. Gene Ontology annotation, molecular function: RNA polymerase II cis-regulatory region sequence-specific DNA binding; DNA-binding transcription factor activity, RNA polymerase II-specific.